UGGCUGUUUUUACAUUGAUCAAUCAAUUUUCCCGAUCCAUCUCUCAAGAUUUUGGAUUUGUAGUGUUGUACUUAUAUUAUUCAGUCAGUUAAAAAGUUCGAUAAUAUGUCAAAUCCACUUGGCAUUCAUAAGUACAGAGAGAGAGAGAGAGAGAGAGAGAGAGAGAGAGAGAGAGAGAGGAUGCUCUAGUUCAAGAAAGAGUAUAGUUUGAUUUCUACUUUCUAGCAUCCAUCUUCAAGAUUAAAUCAGAUGAUUUCAUUGUCAGCUGAUGGAAAUGAAGAAGUUGGCUUUUGCUAGAUGACUAAAGUUGAAAUCUUGAGGGUGGCCCACUUCAAGCUGCAUCACAUACCAAGCUCAGACAGUUGAGUUUCAUUAGCAGAGAAGAUGAGUUUUUUUUUUGGUUCUCAAUGAUUGAUUUCUACCUUUAUGUGACUGCUAUUUAGCUGACCCCACAUCUCAAUUCCUUCUCCACCCAAGAAAAAAUUAAAUCUUUUUACACCCCUUCAAAAAUAUUUAAUAAUUUCUUGAUCAAGGGUUGGAUUUCCCUAUGCAAGAUUGAAUCUUGAAUCUGGGAAAGUUGGGAUUCUUGAAAUCAAGAAAGUUUAGUUCUUGAAAUCAUAGAUUAGGAUAGAAGAUGGCAUCUGGGGUUGAUUUUGAUGGGAGUGAAGUAAAAGGGGAGAUGUGGGAUUUGGAGCAGAAGCUUGAUCAGCCCAUGGAUGAGGAAGCUGUGAGGCUUAAAAAUAUGUAUAGAGAAAAGAAAUUCUCGACGCUCUUGCUCUUGAGGCUUGCAUUUCAGAGCCUCGGUGUGGUGUAUGGCGACUUAGGAACGUCUCCUCUGUACGUGUUCUACAACACUUUUCCCGAUGGAGUAGAUGAUACAGAGGACAUUAUAGGCGCCCUUUCGUUGAUCAUAUACUCCCUCACGCUGAUACCUCUCCUCAAGUAUGUUUUCAUCGUGUGUAAAGCAACCGACAAUGGCCAAGGAGGAACUUUUGCACUCUAUUCUUUACUUUGUCGGCAUGCUAAAGUCCGAACGAUUCCCAAUCAACACAAGACCGAUGAGGAGCUGACAACCUAUAGCCGAAACACGGUCCACGAGCUCUCGUUUGCUGCCAAGACAAAGGCGUGGCUGGAGGCAAACGCGUUUAGGAAAACUGCCCUUCUUAUGCUAGUACUUGUCGGGACGUGCAUGGUGAUUGGUGACGGGAUUCUCACCCCCGCUAUAUCCGGUAAUUAUUGUGUUCGUUUGUUCAUAACUAAUGAUGCGUCUGCACCUAUUUCUAACUCUUUAUUGGCCAAAAUGAAUGUAAAUAUCGCAGUUCUUUCGGCUUCUGGUGGGAUCAGUUUGGACCACCCGAAGAUGAGCAAUGAUGUUGUGGUGAUUGUAGCCGUGAUAAUUUUGGUCGGAUUGUUCAGUAUGCAACAUUAUGGCACGGAUAGAGUCGGCUGGCUUUUCGCUCCGGUUGUUUUGCUUUGGUUUCUGUUUAUUGGAGGCAUCGGCAUCUACAACAUAUACAACUACGAUAGCUCGGUUCUGAAAGCCUUUUCGCCUCUGUACAUAUAUCGGUAUUUCAGAAAUGGAAAGAAGAAAGGUUGGACAUCCCUUGGCGGGAUCAUGCUCAGUAUCACAGGAACUGAAGCACUGUUUGCUGAUCUUGCUCAUUUUCCGGUUUCUGCUGUACAGCUUGCUUUUACCAUCGUCGUUUUUCCUUGUCUCCUUUUAGCCUACUCGGGGCAAGCAGCAUACCUCAUGCAAAAUCAUGAUCACGUUGUUGAUGCAUUUUAUCGAUCGAUCCCAGAAAGUAUAUACUGGCCAGUUUUCAUUAUUGCGACGCUGGCAGCAAUCGUUGCUAGCCAGGCCACCAUAUCUGCUACGUUUUCGAUCAUCAAGCAGGCCCACGCCCUUGGCUGUUUCCCGAGAGUCAAAGUUUUGCAUACAUCGAAGACGUUUCUCGGCCAGAUUUAUAUCCCCGACAUGAAUUGGAUUCUCAUGGUUCUUUGCAUUGCUGUCACUGCUGGAUUCCAAGACAAGAGCCAAAUUGGAAAUGCAUACGGUACGGCUGUCGUCGUGGUCAUGCUCGUCACCACGCUUCUCAUGACUCUAAUAAUGUUGCUAGUCUGGCACUGCCACUGGCUCCUCGUCUUGUUGUUCACGUUGUUGUCUCUCGUGGUCGAGUGCACGUACUUCUCGGCCGUCCUAUUCAAGAUUAACCAAGGCGGUUGGGUCCCGCUCGUGAUAGCCGCCGCCUUCCUCCUCAUCAUGUACGUCUGGCACUACGGGACCCUGAAACGUUACGAGUUCGAGAUGCAUAGCAAGGUUUCUUUAGCUUGGAUUUUAGGUCUCGGCCCUAGCCUUGGCCUCGUCCGCGUCCCCGGGAUCGGGCUCGUCUACACCGAGCUCGCCAGCGGCGUCCCCCACAUCUUCUCCCACUUCAUCACCAACCUCCCCGCCAUCCACUCCAUCGUCGUCUUCGUAUGCGUCAAAUACCUCCCCGUCUACACGGUGCCCGAGGACGAGCGGUUCCUCGUGAAGCGGAUCGGCCCGAAGAACUUCCACAUGUUCCGAUGCAUCGCGCGGUACGGGUACAAGGACCUCCACAAGAAGGACGCCGACUUUGAGAACAAGCUCUUCGCGAACCUCUUCACGUUCGUGAGGCUCGAGGCGAUGAUGGACAGGUGCUCGGACUCGGACGAGUACAGCCUCUGCGGGGGGACCGUGCAGUCGAGGGAAAACGGCGAGACGUCAGCGUCGAAUCUCGACUUCACAAUCUCGUCGGCCGACUCCAUCGUUCCCGCGAUGCACGGGAACGCGUCGUCGGGCCGGGAGAGCGGGCAGACGGAGGGGUACGAGCUCCAGUUUAUGAGGAGCUGUAGGGAUGCUGGGGUGGUUCAUAUUCUGGGGAAUACUGUAGUUAUAGCAAGAAGGGAAUCAAGGUUUUAUAAGAAAAUAGCUAUUGAUUAUAUAUAUGCAUUUCUUAGGAAGAUUUGCAGGGAGAAUAGUGUGAUUUUUAAUGUGCCUCAUGAGAGUCUCUUGAAUGUUGGCCAGGUUUUCUUUGUGUGAUAUUUUUUGUUUAGUAGUAUAAUAAAUAGGUAAUUUUUGCUUUAUGUUACUUUGGUUUACUAUUUUUUGAGUAUUGUGAAGAGUAGAAUUAUGUAUAUGUGUAAAUAAUUGUAGAGUUGU
Messenger RNA from Salvia splendens (bonfire salvia), 3181 nucleotides. RefSeq names its product potassium transporter 11. NCBI's taxonomy places the organism in Eukaryota, Viridiplantae, Streptophyta, Magnoliopsida, Lamiales, Lamiaceae. The coding region runs from base 635 to 3061 and encodes 808 amino acids. Gene Ontology annotation, biological process: potassium ion transmembrane transport. The transcript is spliced from 7 exons. Gene Ontology annotation, molecular function: potassium ion transmembrane transporter activity. The record is from RefSeq and is a predicted model, not a curated record. Gene Ontology annotation, cellular component: membrane.